Messenger RNA from Metarhizium album ARSEF 1941, 3414 nucleotides. Its product is annotated as SET domain protein. Bases 1 to 3414 code for a protein of 1137 amino acids. NCBI's taxonomy places the organism in Eukaryota, Fungi, Ascomycota, Sordariomycetes, Hypocreales, Clavicipitaceae. Gene Ontology annotation, molecular function: histone methyltransferase activity; protein binding. Gene Ontology annotation, biological process: chromatin remodeling. The transcript has 2 exons. The record is from RefSeq and is a predicted model, not a curated record.
AUGUCAACCACGGGCAGCCCAGACACGCACACUCAUCCCGACGUCAAUGGACAGCUGACGUCCCGUCUCCAGGCCUUUGGUGUUCGGAAGCCAACAAGUCGCCACCACUCGCCCUUCGGCAGAGCCACGACCCCGAUCAGCCCGCUGCCGCUGCGACGACAGUUGGACGCGGCCCCCGGCCUUUCGGGUCGCAAAUCGUCCCUUCCGGCCUCGCUUGCGACCGAGUCUUCGCUGUUCGCCUUGCACGGCGUCCAUGACACCCAUCUGGGUCAUGAUUCCCUGGGAUCCGGCUUCACCAUGGCGCGACAGACUACACCUCCCCCGCCACUGCCGCCGUCGCGUCUUGGAUCAGAAGCGCCCGCCAUCAAUGGCACGACUCCAAAGGCUCAGACGGACUCCAACGCGGAGUGGACCAUACCAAAAAUCAUAGACCAGCUGAAUGCCUACCGACAGGACGUCAAAGACGGCCAUGCCAAGCUCACCGGCUACAUCCUGGAGUCUACCAAGGUUGCCGAACAGAGGAUUCACCAUGGACGAGACCUUUUUGCGAACAUACGCACCCCCGUCUUUACCGAGAAGAAAAGCACCACGAUGCGGAUCAAGUCCAAGCAACACCUGAAAGGAAAGCGAGACCAUCGAGAGGGACACUACACCCCAAUAUGCACCAAGACGAACAAAGAGCGCGUGCCGUCCUACCGAUUCCACCACGUCGAAAUUAAAAAGAACGUCCUCACCCCCAACACGAUGCUUACUUUUGUGCCGCACCUGCGGGACUUGGAAAGUUCCGAAGAGACCAAGUACAAUCUUUGGCUCAAGGAGCUGGAAGACAUUGAUCUCAAGUCGGGAUUCAAGCCUAUGAACCGCGAAGACAAGCAGCAGCUGACCAUCCAGGGCGAGAGGGCUGCCACUGUGUCGCUGUAUCUGGAUACUUGGCUAGAAGACAUGGCCAUCCCCGGCUGCGAUAAGUCGGCACUGAUCAGCUACAUGGCCGCCCGAGAACCAGACUACGCCAUCACGCCUCAGCAAAAGUCGGACAUUUUGAAUUCUCAUCGCAACGUUGAGAAUGCAGCGCCGGGCGCCAACAAGGCGGCGCGAAUGUUUACCGAUGCCUUUCAGCAGGUAUUCAAAGCCAGCCAGCCAGCGUCAAAACAGAUUGAGCUUCGGAGGGUGUUGAUGAUGGACGAGUCUGUGGACAACAUUAUGGAUUCGAAACCGAUUGCAAAGGACGCCACCAGCCCACAACUUCAUGACGAGGACGAGGACGAAUUGGCCGAGUCCAAUUUAGCUACAUAUUGCAUCUUGGGCUGCUUGAUUUGUUUCAGUCACUCAUGCGACCAUGGCGAGUACGACAACAAAAACAUGAAGCGUACCUUCUCCAUAUCGUCAUGCUCGCACCUCUCCGACGCCCUCAAGCAGAGGCGCAACCGGAGGGGACACGAGGGUGCAAAGCCCACCAAGCCGUGUCGGCGACAGUGCUACCAGAGGACCACUGACCACGCGCGCAUGCAUCUGCACCCUCGGGCGUGGUUGGAGGACGAGAGGAUCGUUUUGCGAUCAAUCUUUACGACGGCCAGUCACAGCACUUAUACAGGAGACCCCAUCUGUCUGGCCGCUGAAUUUCUGAACCGGCAUUGCGAUGAGGUUCACGCCGAGUUCAUGUCAAUGGGGGUCUCGCUGCCUCAACCGGAGCCUCCCGACGCACCGAGGAUAAAAAACCUGCCGUGGUAUGACCGACGACGGAAGGCCCUGCUGGGAGACUGGCAAGACCACACAACCAGCCACGCCCACCAGCGGCGGGAAAACCUGGAGCCCUGUUCUCACGAAGGCCCGUGUGUGCCCGGCGUCUGUACCUGUGUAGAUGCCGAUGUUCUUUGCGAGAAGUUUUGCGGGUGCACGGUGGACAGCUGCGCGUACAAGUUUACCGGGUGUGCGUGUCACUCACAAGGCAAAAACUGUCAAGAUAGCAAAAAGGACAGGCCGUGCAUAUGCGUGCAGUUGAACCGCGAAUGCGACCCUCAACUUUGCGUCUCAUGCGGCGCGCUGGAGCGCGCCGACCCUCUCAACGCAGAUGACGCAGAGCUUCACGCAACAGGUUGCCAGAACUGUGAUUUGCAGAGGGGGGUUGGAAAGCCGCUGCUUCUGGGCCAGAGCCAGCUGGAUGGCGUUGGAUAUGGCCUCUUUACGGCAGAAGACAUUGCCCAAGACGAAUUCAUCAUUGAGUACGUUGGCGAGCUGAUUACGCACGACGAAGGCGUACGACGUGAGGCCCGUCGAGGCGACGUGUUUGACGAGGAGUCCAAUGUGUCUUAUGUCUUUACCCUCCUAGAAAACGAAGGCAUAUGGGUCGACGCCGCCAUAUACGGCAACCUGAGCCGCUACAUCAACCACGCGUCGGAACACGACAACCGCGGGUGCAACAUUACGCCGCGAAUUCUGUACGUCAACGGGGAGUAUCGCAUCAAGUUCACCGCCAUCAGAGACAUUGAAGCAGGGGAGGAGCUGUUUUUCAAUUAUGGCGAGAACUUUCCCAACCUGACGAAAAAGCUACUGGACCACAAGGCGGCGGCCAAGCCAGAGACGAAAAACAAACCCGCAAAGUCGCGUCGACCCGAGAAUCCCGAGACGAUUGCCCGGAAGGCCACGAGGGCGGAGAACAGCAAACGGCGGCCGGGCCGACCGCGAGUGAAGCGAGACCUGCCUCCCGGGUUCGCGCUGGAGACUGUGGUUAUCGACCCGGUGCGCCCAGUGCGCCCAGCGCUGCCGGGGUCUCCAUCACGCAAGCGCAAGCGGCGGCUGCCGUGUGACAGCGACGACGACUAUGACGGGGCGGGCUCGGUUCAGGCCGUCACCGGCGAGCAAGACGCACGAGGCUCGGAGGAGCCGGGCUCGGCAUCGAGAUUACGCAGGCGGGCGCGGACAAGCGCGGAGACACCAACAAAGCUGACGGAGCAGCCAAAGAAGACUCGGGGCAAGAGGGGCGGAGCGCGACCGGGCAGCGGACGGCCUAGAAAACACCCACGACCGGUGCCGAGGCCCCCGGCAGCGUCGGAGGGCAAGGGCGCUGACGGCGCCACGGCAGCGGGUGACGCUGCUCCUCGCGAGGCAGGUCCUGACAAGCCGUCCGCACCGACAACAACGGCCGUAGUCGUUUCUGUUCCAGGACUAGCCCUGGCAUCAGCGAGACGUGCAAAUACACCAGAACCAAAGCGGGUGACGAGGAAGUCGGAAAGGACGGAGAUGGAGAUUGCGGACAGCGACGACAACACCUCUAACGCGCCGUUGAGGGGCAGUGGGACGAAGGCGGCAGCGGAAGACGACGACGAUGAGGACGUGUUGGUCCGGCAGCGAAGAGAUAGAGCGUCGAGGACCAGACGGCCGCCGGCCAAGUUUCGAGACGACGAUGUCUGGAACUGA